Penicillium brasilianum is the source of this 1377-nucleotide messenger RNA. The record is from the annotation of a GenBank genome assembly. Lineage: Eukaryota; Fungi; Ascomycota; Eurotiomycetes; Eurotiales; Aspergillaceae.
AUGCGAGACUCGGAGACCAGAGCCACACGCUGGACAUGGCGUUCGGCGAAAUGGUUCAUUCUAGCCACCGUCGCCCUAGCCCUAUUCAUCGAAAUCUUCCUCUAUGGCUUCCUCGUCCCUAUGCUACCCUACAUGCUGGAGGAGCGCAUGCAUCAAGACCCCAAGCAAACCCAACGCCUGACGUCCAUCUCGCUGGCUUUGCACGGUCUAGUCUCCGCCUUCGGCGGCCCGCUCAUCGGCCAUCUAGCCGAUAAAGCACCCAACCGCAAAAUCCCCUUCCUCGUAGCGCUAGUGGGUUGUAUCGUGGGCACGUUCAUGGUAGCCUGUACCACGGACGUGGGUGUCUUUUUCGGCGGGCGCGUGUUACAGGGGAUUUCGGGGUCCGGAGCGUGGAUUGUUGGCCUUGCAACGGCGGCGGAUACGGUUGGACCGGAGAGGAUUGGGACUACCAUGGGGAUCAUCAUGGCCUUUGUGAAUGCGGCUAUGGUUACGGGGCCGAUGGUUUCCGGUUUGAUUUUGGAGAUGGCUGGGUAUUGGUUUACGUGGAGUGUGCCAGUGGUGAUUUUGGUGGUUGACAUUGUAGCGAGAUUGUUGAUGGUUGAGAAGAAAGAGGAUCUGAAGACUUUGGCAGAUGCUCAAGAGACUGAUCCACUACUGGAAACUUCGGGCGAAGAGGACCAUCAUCAGGAUGGCAAGUCUCCGACGGCGAACUUCUGGCGGACGAUGCUAAGCAAUAGCCGUGUGAUGACGGCUUUGCUGAUCGGAGUUUGGGGCCCGACGCUGAAUACAAGCUUCAACGCUACGCUGCCGCUGCAUGUGCUGCAUGUCUUUGGCUGGGGUCCCUCGCGUGUCGGGUUGAUGUUCUUCUUCCUGGCUCUACCAGGUCUACCCAUCAGUCCUCUUGCCGGAUAUCUUCGUGAUCGCAUUGGGACGCGUACUCCUGCUACCAUCGCUCUUGCUUUGCAGGGAGUAUUCCUCGUCUUGCUGGGGUUCGCUGGCAACCAACAGUUCGAGUGGUCGAGCGCAGCCGGUCGAGGCAAGGCUUUGUAUAUCUUUUGUUGCGUCAUAUUCGGAACCUUGCGGCCAUUCGUCUCGGGAAUCGGGCCCGUGGAAUUGACCUGCGUCGUCAAAGCUGAGGAGGCAAAGAAUCCAGGAAUCUUUGGGCCUCGCGGAGGUCUCUCUCGCGUCUUUUCUCUGGUCGAGGUCGCCGCCACCAGCGGCAUGACUCUGGGUCCCAUUCUCGCCGGAGCUCUAACGGAGCGUUUCGGAUACUAUACGAUGUGCUGGACAUUGAGCGUUAUCUCCAUCUUUAUGGCCAUUAUGGCCCGUAUGUUCCUCAGCUCAAAGGACAAAACUCGAGAGGAGUCUGCCGAAUAA